AUGGAUGACUGGUUCCACAUCAACGGAAAGCCCAAUGAGAAGAUGGAGGACGACACAUGGUACCGCACUGAGAUUGCUGGAUUCUUGGUCCGAUACAGGCGCAAGGGUAUCAGUGCCGAAGCCCACAUCUACCUUGAUGGCCCCAAGGAACGGCUCACAAUGAAGACCUACAAGGGUUUUGUCCGUGUGGAUGUUCCCUGGAGAAUCACUCCUGAGAACUACAAGGGUGCUGUUGGUAUGCUUGGCAGCUUUGAUGAGAAUGGUGCUCGUAAUGGCCGUGAUGGCAAGCACAUUGGCAACCACAAUGAGUUUGGCCAAGAGUGGCAAGUUCGUGAGGACGAGCUCAAGCUCUUCAAUUCUUAUGAAGGUGCCGUUUCUGCUCCCGAGAAGUGCAAGCUUCCUGAGUUCACAAUGGCCCAGCAACAGAUGCGCAAGCGUCGUCUUGCUGAGUCCACUUUGAGCCAAGAAGACAUUGAGAAGGCAUGUGCUCACUUGCCCGAAAAUCAGCGCAGUGCUUGCGAGUAUGAUGUCAUUGCCACUCAAGACAUUGACAUGGCCAGUGUUUGGUGA
Seminavis robusta is the source of this 570-nucleotide messenger RNA. NCBI's taxonomy places the organism in Eukaryota, Bacillariophyta, Bacillariophyceae, Naviculales, Naviculaceae. The record is from the annotation of a GenBank genome assembly.